This is a messenger RNA of Mercurialis annua (annual mercury), 661 nucleotides long. RefSeq names its product MLP-like protein 423. The transcript is spliced from 2 exons. The record is from RefSeq and is a predicted model, not a curated record. Gene Ontology annotation, biological process: defense response. Lineage: Eukaryota; Viridiplantae; Streptophyta; Magnoliopsida; Malpighiales; Euphorbiaceae. The coding region runs from base 38 to 505 and encodes 155 amino acids.
UAAUUAUCUUCUUUCUUUAAGACAAUCAUAAUUAAUUAUGGCUUGCAGCAACGUAAGCGGAUUUAGCUCCAACGGCGGAGUACAAGUUAAGAUUAAGUCCACCCCUGAAAAGUUCUGGCAGGCCAUUGUUAACUCCACAAGAAUGUUCCCCACCGCCAUGCCUGCCCUCUACACCACCAUUAUGCCGAGCAAUUCCGAUGGCUCCGUUCGUGUCAUCACGUACGGUGAAGAUUCUCCGAGAAUUAAGCAGUCAGAACAACAGAUCACCGAAAAAUAUUGGCCGACAUUUCGUUACACCAUUCUCGGCGGGGAUAUCCUAAAAUACUAUGCAAAUUUCUGUGGGGAAAUAACAGUGAUCACUACCACAGAUGAUGGAACAUGGGUGAAAUGGACAUGGGAGGGUGUGUAUCCAAAACCUAGCAAUCCUGUUGACAUUGAUGUGGACUUGGAGGAACUUGCAGUCAAGACCUUGGGAAAACUUGAUGAGUAUCUUCUUAGGGCAUAAUUAUAGUUCCUAAUUAUUUGGGGAUUAUAAUAUUAUUAAUUGACCUAUGCAUGCAUCAAAUUAUAAAAUAAAAUGCAUAAAUUUCAUGUUUUAAUGUAAUAUACAUAAAGAUCUUUGGAAUAUCAGAGAUCUUAUGGUUGCAAAUGUUGUUUUAUA